This is a messenger RNA of Trichosporon asahii var. asahii CBS 2479, 3156 nucleotides long. RefSeq lists its product as uncharacterized. The coding region runs from base 1 to 3156 and encodes 1051 amino acids. The record is from RefSeq and is a predicted model, not a curated record. The transcript has a single exon. Lineage: Eukaryota; Fungi; Basidiomycota; Tremellomycetes; Trichosporonales; Trichosporonaceae.
AUGGAGCCGCCACCGGCCGCCCCGACACCAUCUACACCCGACGAGGACGCUCACGACGAUGAAGCAGCGCCGGCCGCUGCCCAAGAGCUUCAGACCUCCCGUGUUACCGAAGACGCCAAUUCCGUUGAGAAGCAGCCCUCCAGCCCAUCCAACCUCUCGCCUCCGUCGCCCCAGCCCACGUCUCUCGUUCUCGAACCUCUUCCCUCGAUCGACACCCACCACACCCCGAAGCACCUCAAGCGCCCCCUCGAUCCCAACGCGAGCACAUCAUCCCCAGCCGACUUUGACGCUACACGCAUAGUGACCCGCCGCCUCUCGCCGCGUCUACUCCGCCGCGUGGCCCAAUCCCUGAACAUCGAGCGCGAAGAGGCUAGGCAGCUUCUACUCUCGCUCGAGCGCCACCUGGCGUUACACCCGGGCUCGCACCUCCUCGGCAACCCGGUCGAGUUCAUGCAGAGCCUCCUCGCCAAGGACGUUGCUGAUGGGAAGCACGCGCAGACGUGGUGGGACAAAGGCCGUCUAGAGAGCUUUCUCGAGUUCUUCUGCGGCAAUGUCCGUCUCCGUGGACCUUCGAAUUUGAGUCCGGCCAUGAGGAAGGAUAUCGUCGCGCGGCAGGCGGGAUGGCUCGCUGAGGCCUUUGUGAGCCGGGCUUUGCAUGCUCGACACCUCAUGCUCCCGCCGAACGUGCAGAAGGCGGACAGCGCACCGAGCGCCACGACGACAGCCGCGACGACGCCGCCCGACCUCCCGCACAUCAUGCGCCUGGGCGCCGUACUCGCGAGCCCGCCCCGCGGCCUAGUCGACGAGAUCACCCGCCCCAAGAUCGACAGGACGGAGCGCGCCGUCUUGAAGGAUCAAUUGCGGUACAGUGUCCUUCUGUUGCUGCCCGAUCUCGACGCCAAGCAGGCCGUGGUAUUCAGCGACGUGAUCGACGCGGAUGAUCCGGGCGACCCCAUCGACGACGCGCCGGCUUGCUCUGCCUCUUCCUCUGUUGCGGCAUGGAGCGAGAAGAACGGCGAGGACAGACACAAAGCGAAGGUUCCCGCCCGCGACGUGCGCAGUGAGAAGAGCCUGCUGGAUUGGGCGACUCGGUACGAGGUGGUGAGGACCAGGGAAAGGAUGACCGAGGCGUGGGCUCGUGAUCAGGCGCAGCUGCGCCAGUUUGGAUGGCUUGACGCCCCGGUCUACGAUGUGGUGCGCGUGUGCAUUCAUAAACGGAGGGAGUGGGACUGUUUCUGCGUCUUCUUGAAGGCGCACGAGGGGCUCGUUGAUGGAGUCUGGCCGCGCGUCGAUCCCGGGCAUCCUCAGCCGACUGUCAAGGUCAAGGGCGAUGCAGCGAACGGUACCAACGGAAACUUAGUGGCACCGCUUGCAGCCUCUCCCCGAUUCGCACCUCCGCCCGCCAUCGUGACCAUCAAUGAUUCGACUGUCGCUGCACCGUCGCCCGUCACACCGAUUCCGAAUUCGCCGCCUGUUCCUGCUGCCUCGAGCAUCGACGAUAUCCCAAUCCUCGCAUCAACAUCCGAGCAGCGCAGCAACUCCAGCGAGCCCAUCCAUGUUGACAGCGCUACCCAGACGAAUGGAUCUGCGCAUGUCCACACCCCGCCCAACGGCUCUCGAUCGAGCACUGCCGGCCCUCCGGCCCCAGCUAAGUCGAAGAACGCCGGGCAGGUCACAGUGUGGACCGAGCCGCCGCCUCCGCCAAAGGGACCGGCAGGGAAGCAGGUGAACGGUAGGCUUUCCCGCACGAGUUCUCGCUAUCGACCGGUUGAGGAGCCCGUGACUGCUGCGUCCGCGCCGUCCGUGCAUUCGGUGGCGAGAGGUUCGCCACCGACGACGCCAGCUCCCCCCACUGCACCUCCCGCAGCGCCAGCCGCUUUGCUCAGCCCCGCCCUCGCAAUCCCGAACGACCUCCUUCUCCACAACUCGGGCCGGCCCAAUCUGUAUGAGCGCCUCGGCCCCGACUUCGCCUCCAUCCCGCCUCCCCCCUCCACCUGCCGGUGCAACCAGUGCGGCGCCGUCUUCCUCCUCAUCCAGCUGCUCCUCGGCACGCUCGCCGUCGCCGCGCAUCCCGAGGGUCCCCCCCUUUCGUCGAGGCAGGCGGCGACGUGGACCCGCCUUUGUGCCGCACAGGCGCCCGCCGGCCCGUGGACUGAGGUCGAGGCAAGCGCCGUCGAGAUUGCGCGGAGGACGUUCGUCGCUCUGUGCGCGGCUGGCGACGAGGCCGCCGAGCCUGUCGCCGAGCGAUGGCUCCAGUUGGGAUCUUGGGCGCAGACCAUGCUCGCCGACGCGGUCGAGAACUGGGGCGUAGCCCUGCCCCGCGACAGGGGCGUGCCGGACAAACUCCGCCAGGUGCUCUUGUACAUGGCCAGCAUGGGUCCGGGCUGGGGGUGCAAGUCGGCCCAAGGCCGUGGCGGAACUGGGGAGCUGGCAGAGCUCGAGGCGAUAGAGCGCGGCCCACUUCCGCAAGAGUACCCCCAGCUUCCUCGGGCUGACGGACUCGGCGAUGUCGUUUCGGCCCCGCCUCCACGGAAGAAGGGCGGAAAGGCGGCCGCGCGUAAGCGCAUGCUGGGGAAGAAGGUCAACAGCUCUGCCAGGAGCCUCGCUGCCGCCCGCGCUGCUGUCGCCGGUCCUAGCAAUGGUGGUGAUCAAGUCCCGGCUCAGUCAACACCCGCCGCCUCGCCUUCGACUGCUUCUCUCCACCUCCCCGCCUCUCCCGCUAACGGCCACACCACCCCUCCCGCUGAGCUGGACGCAAUCUUCGCCUCGCUGACACCCGCGGAACAGGCCAAGUUUCUUGUCGACCGGGCCAGCCUCGAAAAGUCAGUGGCAGUGCGGGAGCAAAGGUGGGCAGAGAAGGUCAACAAGCACCAUGCGGAGAUGGAGGAGGAAGCAAAGGCUAGGGCCGAGAAGGAGAAAGUAGAUGCAGAGGCGAGGGAGAAGGCCGAGAGGGAGGAGAGGGAGAAAACCGAACGGGAGGAGAAGGAGCGCCUCGAGAGAUUUGAGGAGGCAAGGCGCCAGCUGAAGGAGAGGGAGGAGGCAGCCGAGCGCCAGCGCCAACAGGAGGAAGAGCAGCUCCGGCGCCAGCGACAGGUCGCGCGUGAGGCGGAGAGGAAGGUCUCGCGUCUGCAGAACAAGUCGAAGCGGAGGAAGUGA